AUGUCUAUAUGUGAAGAUAUGCUGCUCUGUAAUUAUCGCAAGUGUCGCAUCAGGCUCUCUGGCUAUGCAUGGGUAACUGCCUGCUCACACAUCUUCUGUGACCAGCAUGGCAGUGGUGAGUUCAGUCGAUCUCCAGCUGUCUGCCCAGCCUGCAAUAGUACCCUUUCUGGUAAGCUAGACAUUGUUCGAACAGAGCUCAGUCCCACAGAGGAGUACAAAGCCAUGGUAUUGGCAGGAUUGAGACCUGAAAUUGUUUUGGACAUCAGCUCUCGAGCACUGGCCUUUUGGACAUAUCAGGUGCAUCAAGAGCGCCUUUAUCAAGAAUAUAAUUUUAGCAAGGCUGAGGGCCAUCUGAAACAGAUGGAGAAGGUAUAUACACAACAAAUCCAGAGUAAGGAUGUGGAGCUGACUUCUAUGAAAGGGGAAGUUACCUCCAUGAAGAAAGUGUUGGAGGAAUACAAGAAAAAGUUCAGCGACAUCUCUGAAAAACUCAUGGAGCGCAAUCGCCAAUAUCAGAAACUUCAGGGUCUGUAUGAUAGCCUCAGGUUACGAAACAUUGCUUUUGCCAACCAUGAAGGAGUCCUGGAACCAACCAUGAUUUCCCAGCCAGCUGCUUUUGGCUUCCCAACAGGGAAUACUACCAAGUUUCCUGUGGAUAUGACACCAGUUCGAAACUGGGGCGGUGGGGAUGGAGACUUCCAGUUCAGACCAUUUUUUGUGGGUUCUCCUACAGCAGCUGAACCUAGUAAUAGCUUUUUUAGUUUUGCUUCUCCCAGCCAUGAAGCAGAGCCACAGCCAGGUGGUAGCAGAGCCUUUAAAGUAAAAAGAAUGUAG
This is a messenger RNA of Gracilinanus agilis (Agile Gracile Mouse Opossum), 834 nucleotides long. RefSeq names its product cyclin B1 interacting protein 1 (gene CCNB1IP1). NCBI's taxonomy places the organism in Eukaryota, Metazoa, Chordata, Mammalia, Didelphimorphia, Didelphidae. Gene Ontology annotation, biological process: reciprocal meiotic recombination. The transcript is spliced from 3 exons. Gene Ontology annotation, molecular function: ubiquitin protein ligase activity. The record is from RefSeq and is a predicted model, not a curated record. Bases 1 to 834 code for a protein of 277 amino acids. Gene Ontology annotation, cellular component: synaptonemal complex.